CCAACACUACAGCGCACUCAAUUUUAAAAACAACAACGGAAAGAUGGACUUUAGUUUACGUGAUGCCUUCACAGAUGGGGCACCUAAGGCAGCCCAGGACAGCCUGAUGAAGAGGGAUUUUGUGGCUGGGUUGGAAGCACAGAGCUUUGAUGAUAAAGUGGGCGAGACUGUUGGGAAGACAGACUAUCGCCCCCUUCUGGAUGGGAUGGAUGGCAAAAGAGAAGGGUCUGGGUUCAUGUCUGCAAGCCAGACUGGAGGUCUACGUCAUGACCCUCAGGGAGAGAUUCGUCCCAGCCCACCUGGGCAGUAUGUCUAUAAGAAUGACUUUCAGUCAGGACCAGCUUCAAUGAUUGGAAUGCCAGUCCAAUUGGGAAAUCAGAAGGAUAACAGCAUGGACUCUUUUCUGGGGUUCUCUCAGCCUGGAAUGAACAUUGGCAUGAAUAUGAAUGUUGGCAUGGCCCCUUUCCAGAGUUCCAAACCCCCCAGCAUGGGUGAACCUCAGAAGACCUCACCCUUGUUUGCCAAUGAACCACUCAAACCAUCGCAGAUAACCACUAAUCCGAGUGAAAUGAGUCCUCGUAACAGCCAGGAAAAUUCUGCAGAAGUUUGGGGAAGCCCUUGGAGAGGUGAGGAAAUGCUCUCUACGGAGCAGUUCCAUGCAUCCAGCAAGGCAGAACAGAGUCACACUGAUGCCUUGGGCUCCCAGAGUCAAGAUGCAGCAUCCGGAGAGGAGAAGUCUAUUGAGGAAGAAAGCGGGAAGCAGCAGAAGCGAAAAAAGAAGAAACGCAAGAACAGGGAAGAAAUGUAUGAUCUUCUGGACAGUCUUGGUUCCCCUGACUCUGAAGAGACACCUUCGGAAAGCUCAAACCAUGGCUGCCCCUCUCCUCCCUGUAACGAUGAAGAGAUUUGGGAGAGUGAGUUCCUAGAGAGAGGGGGAGGACGCAUCAAGGCCAAGAAGAGUAAGAGCAGGAAGAAGCUUCCAGAGGAGUGGAGUGCUCCUCCAACUGUAAUGGAGAUGGACUUUAGUGACCCUAAUUUGGCUGUGUCAAAGCCCCAAUCCAGUGCUAGCAUACAUCAGGAAAGUGCUAUACCCUCACUCACACCUGACCCUCUGCACCUCACAAACACCCAAGCAUGCAGACCCCAACCAACAGGGCAGGCAAACAACUCCUCCUUUUACCUUGACUCUACUUCGAAUCCCGUAGAUGAUUCAUCUCUCAAGAUUAACACGGCUAUGUUGGAUAAAGAUAAUUCACCUAAAGAAGAUAUGAGUAAGCCUAACCUAGGGUUGCCUGGUAUUCACCCUUCUGAUCAGUUACCAUUAAACUCUGCUUACCUAUCUGACCCCAACCAGAAGUCAACCCUCAGUCCAACUCAGUCCGUAAUGUUCCUUGACUCUGUGCUCCAGGCUCAAACCCCAGAUGCAAGCCCCCCAUCCCAGAGUACCCCUGUGAAAACCCCCAUCCCUCACCCCACUUACCCAUUGACCACUUCCUGUCUGGCCCCCAGCCCACUGUCCAUUGGCACAGAAGUCCCUGCGCCUCAUAGUGCACCAGCUUUUAGUCACUCUUCCCCCAGCACUGCAGCAAGCUUAAACCCUGAGGCCACACCUUUCGUCCCAUCACGCACAGAGAAGCAGGAGUCUCCGCUGGCACAGCCCCCCCUACUGGAAGUGAAAGAAGAUAAGACAGCCAGGGACAAAAUGGAGAAGGUGGAACCUGCUCCAAAGAUGGAAAACUUCAACAUUAUUGAAAAGCAAGACAAGCCUGAGAAGAUGGAGAAGAUCGACCACUUAGACAAGAAAGAAGACAUCUCAAAGAAAGCAGACAGCAUGGAGAAGACUCAGAAGAGUGAGCAGAUCAUUAAAGAUGAGAAGAAGGUUGAGAAAGAGGAGAAGCAAGAUAAUAAAGCUGAGAAAGCGGACAAACCUGAGAAGACGAACAAGGAGAAAGAAGAGAAGAAAAAUGGUGGGGAAAAAGUGGACAAGACAGUCAAAGCUGAAAAGAAUGUGACGGCUGCAAAAACACCUGCAAAGUCUCCAACAGCUAACGGAAGCAAGGAGGUGACCAGUCCGGAUAGUAAGACUAAGCCUUCAGCUGGGUCAACCAAACAAAGCUCAGCGAGACCAAACUCUCUGUCCACUGGCGACAGUGCAGGUGCCACCAAACGCACCUCUCCCACCACCAACUCUGCCAAUAAAAAAAGCCCUAUUCCCAAGGCAACUACCCCCACUGCUGGCAGCAAGAAAACCCCCUCGUCUACUGUUGAGAAUAAGGCAAAGUCGUCUGAGACUGGUACAGCAAGCCAGCGUCGCCCUCCAGUGCCAAAGGCUAAAGCUGCUUCUGCUACCAACUCUAAAAAUGGCACAAGCGCCCCAACCACCACCUCUGCCCAACGCUCUUCUGCUACAAAGAAUGAAAGCCAAGCAGGAGAGGCAAAAAAGACAACUACAAAGACAACACCAGUUAAAGCAACUCCAAGGACAACCCGCACACCACCCUCUGCCACCAGCACAGCAGACACCAACGGGACCCCUCGCCCAUCCCGCAUCACCAAACCCCCUGUGCCCAAGCAGACUCCUCUAGAGAGAAAGCCUCCUGUGCCUCGAGCCCCCCGAAACAUCCGGGCCACCAACGCACCGCUACCCGAUCUGAAAAAUGUGCGCUCCAAGAUAGGUUCCACUGAUAACAUGAAGUACCAGCCUGGAGGAGGCAAGGUCUCUGCAGCCCAGGGCAAGACCGAUGCUCUGCCAAAGACCAGCCAGGGCAAAGUUCAGAUCGUCCACAAAAAGCUGGACUUCAGCCAUAUCACCUCUCGAUGUGGCUCCAAGGACAAUAUCAAGCAUGUUCCAGGUGGAGGAAAUGUUCAGAUUUUAAAUAAAAAGGUUGACUUGAGCAAAGUGACCUCAAAAUGUGGAUCCAAGGACAACAUAAAGCACAAGCCAGGUGGUGGUGAUGUGAAGAUUGAAUCCCAUAAGGUUAACGUCAAGGCCAAGGCCAAAGCGGGAUCAAUGGACAAUGUAGGACUUGAACCAGGAGACAACAAUGGAAAGGCUGAGGAGAAUCAGCAGAAAUCUGAAGGAAGUCCGUCUCCCCCUGCCAACUCUCUGCCUGUGCAGGUAGGCAAUGGGGCAAAGGAGAACGGGCUGAAAGAGAGCACUCCAACUCCUGUACCUUCUUUUGGUGAAGGGCCCCGGGACUCCCAGGGCCUCGACAAGCGCAUCCCCGGGACAAAUUGAGUCCUACAAGCUGAAGUUCCGCGAGAAUGCACGAGCUCGCACGGACCACGGCGCUAAAAUCAUCUCCUGGUCCCCCCUGAGUGGCAGCCACCCCCACCCACAUCGCAGCACCUCUCUCAGUGUUUCUCUGGGGUCCGCCAUGUCCUCACACUCCACCCAGCUUGUCCCAUUCACUCGGCCAUGAGAUGGGUGCAAACCAGUACAAUAGCAGGAGAAGGACUCUUAUUUCAACACAGCCUGUCCCUUUAAAACCCAUUAGCUUCUCUUCAAGUUCACAGUUUUGUUUUAUUUCCUUUUCUGGGAGAUGAUGUUCUAGAAAAGCAUAGUUUUCAGCGCUCAUGUUCGACGCAGGGUGUUGAUACGAGUCUAGAUUUGAGAUGAAUUCUCCAUAUGGUUGUCCAGCCACAUAGCUUUUAGUGCCAUCUCUCUUAAAACCGCAAUAUCUAGCCCAACAACACAAGAGUUCAUUUCUAGACUUCCUACAAUCCCAAAAAUAGACCUACAUUUUAGAGGCUACACCCAUCGGUUUGGCAGUAAACGUUCUCCAAUGGGAACCCCAGAACUCACUUGAGAUGUAGCUUAUUACAUCAUAUUAUGGCAGUUAUGCUCCCUGUAUUGUUAGUGUGUGGGGCUGUCUUAAAUCCCAGUCAAAAAGGGACGAACCAGCCGCCAUCCAUUCAUCUGCUCCCUUUGCUCCACUGAUCCUGUCCACCUCACAUGAAUUAUAAACCCUGUCCUUUUUCCGCCAGUAUUUAAAUGAGCACUUAAUCAUUUGAAACCUAUAGGCUGUUCAAACAAUAGCAUAUUUACAUCUUCAAUGAGUUUGCUGUUUCGUGUUUGCGUGAAUUACUGUAACAAUGAGCUGUAUCAUUAUGAUGUCUAACCAUCUGAUUACAUCAUCCACUUUCCAGCAUCUUGUGAACUAAUAGGACACAAAAACACAUUGCAUACAUUAUACAGCAUGAUACAGGAGGAGGGAAAAAGGCAGUGGCACGCAAACUAAACAGAUAGGAUGGAAAGGAAUGAAGAAAGUUGUCCGAAAGUUAGAAGGGAAAUGCGUUCACACUCCGUACACAGCCCAUGAUUAUGUGCUCAAAGGUUCGAACAUCCCUCAUUUUGAAUUGAGUAUUGUAUGUCAGGUGUCAAUGGACCCUUUUCACAUUUCUGGGUUUCUCAGUAGCGGAAGGCGUCAUGGUUGGGUAAACUUAGAGCGCAGUGAAUGGGAGAGUACAACAAAUAAUAUUUUACAAUUCUAUUUCCUGAAAUAAUAAAGGAAAAACUCCACGAUGGUGUUAUCAAGACUUUCAGAAAAAGGAAAUAAAUAGUGUGAGACUGAUAAAAGCAGCCAGAGGCGAGAAUAACAUCAAAUUUACUUACAGCCCUAUAGACGCUGCAUUAGAAUCACCUCACAUAAGUGGUCAUUCAUUUCUUUGUGAUUUGACGCAAAGAUGAUACAAUACAUUCAUAAAUGCAUAUAUAUGUUCAUUCGGUUUUUAAAAACCUUUUAACCUGCACCCCAUUUUUGAGCAUUUUCCAGAAACUUACCCAAAUAAAAAUGUCUGUACCUCUUGAACCCUGUGGUCUAUGUUCACAAGUCUGGUUUGUUUGAAACUAGACAUUGACUAGUUUGGUGCCCAAGGGUCAAAAUAACUCAAAGUAGUAUAGAAACAGAGUAAAACAUGGUAAAAUAUAGGUGAAAGUGAAUUGCAAUUAGUUUCAAUGAAAUUCAUUAGAGGAAAAAUGGAUGUGAUUAUCAGGAUAAUGGCAUGAAAGAUAAAGAUGAAUGUCUGACCAUGUUUUGAUUCCAAUUUCAAUUUCGACACUUCAAAAAUGUAGCUUCUGUAAGCUUUUAUUUUAAAGGACGUCUAGGCGUCCUUUCUAAAAAGCCCUUUGGAAACUCCAAAUGUACACCUGGUAACCAAAUGACCUAAAUAGGCAUGGGACGAAAAUCGUUUUCAAGUUAUAUCGCGGAUUGGAAAAGUCAAGGUUUUAAAACCACCAAAAUUGUAUGCUUUACCGUUCCUAAGGUAUGUGUAAGAUUUUUUAUUUAUAUAUAUUUUAUAUAUAGUUUUUAGGACAACAGUAUCUCCAGCAGAAAAGAUAUCCAAAGAUGCUGUUUUAAAUUGUAAAGGAAUCUGUGUUUACUAUGACGACAGCAGAAGUCAAUGAUUCAUUUUAAUUAUUUAGCCCGACAUGUUUACUGCUCCUAAAUAUUAUAAAUGUUUCUCAAAAUAAAAUAAAUUGUGUUCAAAGGGGGAAAAAAGUUAGUUUUUUACCCAAACAUUUAAAAAUUAUUUAUUUUAGAGCAGUGAUCACAAUACCGUCAAACCAUGAUAUUGUUAUCCAAGGUUAUCGUACCGUCAACAUCUCAUACCGGCCCAUGCCUAGACCAAAUGAGUCAAAAUUACAUAAUGCAUAUAUGCAUAUCUAUUUAAAAUAUUAAAAACUUUCAAGGAUUUAAGAUUAUGAUGAUCGUUAAAUGCCUCUUAACAGGCUUGUGAAAAGGGUCCAUUAAUGGAAGGCUUUAGCUCUAAACAUGAACCAGCAUGUGCAAAGGCUCAUCACAUGAACAGUAAAUGUAUCCAAAAUAAGUAUUGCAAUACAAUCCGUAUCCCUGUUAUUUAUUGAGUGGCAUUUGAUAAACUGUUCUUUAGAAGUUACUGUUUUUAAUCAAACAUAGUAGGAUAUGCUAUUCGGUUUCAUUACGAAGUGAUGUAUUAUUCACAAGGUUGUUGAAUAUCAUAGUUUUAAUCUCUCCAAACCUACUAUUGUUGGGCUGCUUUUUGAAACUGUUAACUAGUGACACUGUUUAUCAGUGAAUUUGUGGGCACUUUAUUGGUAGUAUUAUUACUAUAGAUAUACCUUUAGCUGCACAAUGCCUGCAGAAAAAAAGUAAACAGUUCGCUGUUGUUGGUUAAAAGCUUCUGUUUGUAUACAGGGUUUGAUUCACUUCUUGUUGUGAAAUAUUGACAUUUUCCUGGUAUAUUACUGUGACGUCAUGGUAGAUUAUUGAUGGUGGUAAUGUCAUGUCAUCAAAAAUCCCAUAUCAAACUGAACAAACCAGGAGGUAUUAAAUUAUGCAAGUAUCCUAUGAAAUAAUUCGCAUUCAGAAUGCACUUUAUGAUGGAUGUUUUAUACUACAAAGCGAGCGAUAUGACUGGUUGAGCGCCGUUUCCAAAAUUCUGUCCCCUGACAAAGAGCCCCAGUUACACAGAAAUGUAUCUCAUAGAGCAGUCUGUAAAUACAGUACGAGUGUGAGCAGUGUGUUUCGUGUAGAGCAGCUGUGCUUGGCUAAACGGUUCUGUCUGUAGUUCCUUUUGUGAUUAGCGUGUACUGUUCAGGGGCUGUGCUAGUAAACCUCAGUGUUGUACUCUUGAUACAGUGAUCAUAACCUUUCAUGCCUUCAGCCAGCUCUUUUUUUGUCAUUUCCAUAAUGAAUGAAAACUCACAGAGUUAGAACAUUCACACGUCCCCCGCAUCGGUCCAUUUUAAGCAGUUUUGUAAAUACACGUUUCACACUUUAUACCCUGCCGGGAAAGAAGAAAAAAACACUUCUUGAUUGGGUUGUAUAGAAAAGCAAAGCGAAGAUUUUGCGUCUAUGAAUAUUUCUCCAGACAGUAUUUUAUUCUUAAGUGAGUCUGCCUUUUUUUGAAGUAAAAAAGGGCUGGCAAACAAGAAUGUUUUUAAAAUGUAAUGUAUUCAAGAAGCGAAGAAUAUAUAUUAUGUGUCUAACCUUUUCUCUUUGUCAUCACAGGUCACUUACUAAAUACAAUGUAAUCAAUAACAGGAGGAGUGUGAUUGAUUUUGGACUGUGGACGGAAGGAAAAAAAGCUCAGAGGACUCUUGAGGAUGUCCUUCUGUCUGCAUAAGGCACAGCAUUCUGGUAAUGACUUGAGUAGCCUGAGACAGGACGCAGAAAGUGGGCUGAGAGGUUAUUAGUAGUCAAGCAAAAACCACAGGAACAACGAUUCCUCCCACAAACUGCACCUGACACAUAGACCUUGAAUGUUGUUGUUUGGAUAUCCAUGCCGCACGUCUGUAUGAGACUAACUGUAACUGGUAGGCUAAUUGGCAUGUUUAAAAGUAGAUAGAGCACUCCGAUUAGGCAGCAAAAGAGCCCCCUAGUGUGUCUGGUGGGACUCACAGUGUGUCUACUUCCCAUAGACCACACCAAAAGCGCAUGCUGACAACAGUGGACGACAGACGCCGGUCCUAAAUUGGAAUUACUGUCUCCCCUCCAAUUUAAGAUGUAUUUUUUGGUAUGAAAGAGAUCAUUGUGAUUAAUUGUUAACCAGUGAUGUGGAUAUUUAAUCAUGAAUAAAUAAAGAAAAAAGAACAAGCAAAAA
Danio aesculapii is the source of this 7584-nucleotide messenger RNA. RefSeq names its product microtubule associated protein 4 like (gene map4l). Gene Ontology annotation, molecular function: microtubule binding. Gene Ontology annotation, biological process: microtubule cytoskeleton organization; neuron projection development. The record is from RefSeq and is a predicted model, not a curated record. Bases 44 to 3238 code for a protein of 1064 amino acids. The transcript is spliced from 17 exons. Gene Ontology annotation, cellular component: neuron projection. Lineage: Eukaryota; Metazoa; Chordata; Actinopteri; Cypriniformes; Danionidae.